Messenger RNA from Medicago truncatula (barrel medic), 1353 nucleotides. Its product is annotated as probable carboxylesterase 18. Gene Ontology annotation, molecular function: carboxylic ester hydrolase activity. The coding region runs from base 8 to 772 and encodes 254 amino acids. Gene Ontology annotation, biological process: pollen tube growth. The transcript has a single exon. The record is from RefSeq and is a predicted model, not a curated record. NCBI's taxonomy places the organism in Eukaryota, Viridiplantae, Streptophyta, Magnoliopsida, Fabales, Fabaceae.
CAAAAUAAUGAUAGAUGAGGAGGACAAUAUGUCACACUCAAACUCAACAAACAAACCCAAACCUCUUCUUUCUUGGAAGCCUCGCGCUACCAUUUCACUUCUUUCAUUUUUAACCGACGCUUGUUGUCGCUCUAACGGCACAUUCAACCGCCGUCUCUUUAACUUCUUCAUCCGCAAAUCCUCGCCUAAUGCCACUCCCGUUAACGGUGUUUCCAUCAAAGACAUUACCGUUAACUCCGAAAAUAACGUUUGGUUCCGUCUCUUUACACCCACUGUUGGCGGAGAAGUCGUCGGAGAUGGUGGUGCAACCAAAACAACCUCCCUUCCCGUUGUCAUUUUCUUCCACGGUGGUGGCUUCACCUAUCUUUGCCCCUCCUCUAUCUACUAUGAUGCUUUUUGCCGUAGACUCUGCCGGGAAAUAUCCGUUGUUGUUGUCUCUGUCAACUACCGCCUCACACCGGAGCAUUGCUAUCCGUCGCAAUACGAAGACGGAGAAGCUGUUUUGAAAUAUUUGGAGGAGAAUAAAAUGGUUUUACCGGAAAAUGCUGACGUGUCAAAAUGUUUCCUCGCCGGAGACAGUGCCGGUGCAAAUUUGGCACAUCACCUUGCAGUUAGGGUUUGUAAAGAAGGGCUCCAGGAAAUCCGGAUUAUCGGGUUGGUAUUGAUUCAGCCGUUUUUUGGCGGGGAGGAACAGACCGAGGCGGAGAUUAAACUUGAGGGAUCUCCGUUGGUGUUGAUGGAAAGGACGGAUUGGUGGUGGAAGGUGUUUUGACCGGAGGGAUCGAACCGGGAUCAUGGUGCUGUUAAUGUAAGCGGGCCGAAUGCGGAGGAUUUGUCGGGUUUGGAUUAUCCGGAUACGCUUGUUUUUAUUGGUGGAUUUGAUCCUUUAAAUGAUUGGCAAAAGAGGUAUUAUGAUUGGUUGAAGAAAUGUGGGAAAAAAGCUGAGUUGAUUCAAUAUCCAAAUAUGAUUCAUGCUUUUUAUAUUUUUCCUGAUUUGCCUGAAUCUACUCAGUUGAUUGUGCAAGUCAAGGAGUUUGUCAACAAAGUCUCCGGUUCUAAAUAAUUGAUUAUUGUUGUAAUAAUAUUAUGAUAAUAAAUUCAUAAUAUUAUUACAUUGAGAUCUUAGAAUGUGAUCUUUUCAAAGUCUCAAGUUAGAUUCUGGUGUCAAUUUCGGCAGAAUGGUUUGAGUUCUUUGGAAAAGAAAGAACUAUUAACAUUUAGAACCUAGACAUAGAGAUGCAAUGCUACAUGUUUAUGAUGUUUUAGUUUAAGAAGAAUGCUAAAUUAAUAAGUAUAAUGUGAGUGAUCUUAAUGACUAUGACAUAUGUUUAGUGUUCACAUUUUGUAUUGAAU